CAUCCGCAACCAUAACUGUUGCCAAACAAAUCCCAACUAACUGUAAAUCAAGCAACCUGAGAGGGCUUUUAGGUAAUUUCGCAAUCCCCUUCGAUUUCCUCGCCACUAGUCUCUACUCUCCAGUAUCCACCUGUCACCCUCUCUUCGCCCCAGAGCGAGAAAAAGCUACCUUCAGAAAAACGACGCCGUCGGAGGAAUCGAUCGCAUCGGAAAAUCGACAAAUCUAGGGUUUAUUCCAUACCUGAUGGAUGCGGCGGUGGCGUCGAGCGCUGGCGGAGGAGCCAAUGGCAACCUCGACGAACAAAUCGCGCAGCUCGUGCAGUGCAAACCCCUGUCCGAGCCUGAGGUAAGGAUGUUAUGUGGCAAGGCCAAAGAGAUCCUGAUGCAAGAGAGCAAUGUGCAGCCUGUUAAAAGCCCAGUUACUAUAUGUGGUGACAUUCAUGGUCAGUUCCAUGAUCUUGCUGAGCUUUUCCGGAUUGGUGGGAAGUGUCCGGAUACAAAUUAUUUGUUUAUGGGAGAUUAUGUUGAUCGAGGAUACUAUUCUGUGGAGACAGUGACGCUCUUGGUGGCUUUGAAAGUGCGUUAUCCUCAAAGGAUCACUAUUCUACGCGGAAAUCAUGAAAGCCGCCAGAUUACUCAGGUUUAUGGUUUUUACGAUGAAUGCCUACGAAAAUAUGGAAGCGCCAAUGUGUGGAAGACCUUCACAGAUUUAUUUGACUUCUUUCCUCUUACUGCACUGGUUGAGUCAGAAAUCUUUUGUCUCCAUGGUGGAUUGUCUCCAUCCAUUGAAACUCUUGACAAUAUCCGUAAUUUUGAUCGUGUUCAAGAAGUUCCUCAUGAAGGGCCUAUGUGUGACCUUUUGUGGUCUGAUCCUGAUGACCGAUGUGGUUGGGGUAUCUCUCCUAGGGGUGCUGGAUAUACAUUUGGCCAAGACAUAUCAGAGCAAUUUAACCAUACGAACAACUUGAAGCUUAUUGCUAGAGCUCACCAGCUGGUUAUGGAGGGAUUUAACUGGGCUCAUGACCAAAAGGUUGUUACAAUCUUUAGCGCACCUAAUUAUUGUUACCGCUGUGGAAACAUGGCAUCUAUUCUUGAAGUUGAUGAUUGCAAGGGUCAUACUUUCAUUCAGGUCUCUCUUUCUCUCUCUCUCUCUCUCUCUCUCUCUCUCUCUCAUGUUGUGUGUGUACCUACCUUUACACCUUAUUCAUCUGGUAUUGGUCCAAUUGGGCAUCUCCUUGUCAAAUGCAGUUUGAGCCAGCUCCCAGACGUGGUGAGCCAGAUGUAACCCGAAGAACACCAGAUUACUUUCUCUGAAGUAGCUGGAGGGUUGCCGAGUUCUGUAAGGCAGAUGCCUGCUAGCUGUUUUGUGUGUCGAUAGCUGCCCUAUAAUUUCAAAAAAAUAUACUGCAAGUAUCAAUCAUUGGGUGGUAGAAAGCAUAAAAAAGAAGUCUGGUGCUACUUUCUUCGGUUCAGCUGUUACUAUGGAGACAUACUGCAAAAGAGGCAGAGGAGCUCGGCUGUGCUGUCCACUCACAUACACUACUGAUGCAAAGAUGUGGAAUUUUCUCCCACUUUCCCAUUUUUUUCCAUUUUUUUGUUUACCAUAUUUUGUACGAGACUACAUUAAAUUUUUGUCUCUCUCCAGAACUUUUGUCUUCUCAUUUGAGAAAAUACAAAAGGUUGUAGAGGAGAGAGUUUUAUCACUUCCUAAAUAUUUCUUGUGGAUGCUGUUAUGUAUUUUUGCAAUUAAUGAAUGGUUUUUGGUCC
Molecule: messenger RNA, 1767 nt
Organism: Salvia miltiorrhiza (redroot sage)
Lineage: Eukaryota; Viridiplantae; Streptophyta; Magnoliopsida; Lamiales; Lamiaceae
Product: serine/threonine-protein phosphatase PP2A-2 catalytic subunit-like
Exons: 10
Coding region: 245-1285 (346 amino acids)
Biological process (GO): mitotic cell cycle; peptidyl-serine dephosphorylation
Cellular component (GO): cytosol
Molecular function (GO): protein serine/threonine phosphatase activity
Source: RefSeq, a predicted model, not a curated record